AAAACCACGCCCCGUUAUUCAGAGAGGCGUUCUACUACGCUCCCAUUGGCUAGCUAGCGUUGUCUCACUCACAUGCGACCAGCGCAGAGACAGUGGCCUUCCAAGAGUGUAUUUCCGAGUGUCAAGAUGAAGAUAGCUGUGCUUGGAGCCACUGGACAGACGGGACAGUAUCUGGUGAACCAAGCUCUUCAGCAGGGACACGCUGUCACUGCCAUUGUCAGGAACCCAGGGAAAUUGACAGUGCAACAUGAGAAAUUAAAGGUGGUUGAGGGCAAUAUCUUCUCAGAAGACAGCCUUAAACUUCACUUCCAAGGACAAGAUGCAGUUAUAUCCUGCCUGGGGUUCCCUGCAUCCUUUCUCUCCGGAGUCACUGGAUACACCUUGUCUAUGAGGGCUGCAGUAAAUGCCAUGAGAGAGGCCAAAGUGAACCGCAUUAUCACCAUGACUUCAUGGUACACUGACCCUAACUCUGGCACACAGUCAUCUUACCUCAUCCGCUUCCUGCUGCUGCCAAUGAUCCGAAGUGUCCUUAGCAAUAUGUUUGAGAUGGAGCACUUUCUGAAGAAGACACAGGAUGUUAACUGGACAGUUGUCAGGCCGCCGGGUCUCAAGAAUUUACCUGCCACAGGUAAAGAGUUCCUUACCCACGAGGGCUACUUUGUUCCUGACUCCAAUGGCCUGCCUGUAGGAAGUGCUGUAGGAAGGGGUGAUGUGGCUCGUUUCAUGCUCUUCCUCCUCAACACCGAUGUCUGGUUCAACAAAGCGGUUGCCAUCACAACCAAAAAUGAAUGAAAUGCUAUCAAUGUUCUGUUUGUUUCAGCCUUUAAUUGUAAUAUUGUUUACCAUCUGGUGCUAUUUUCAUUAUUGUGAAUAUUUUAUGAAAUGUAUUUCUGCUGGGUUGAGCAAAAUGUGUCAAUGUUUUUAUUCCAUUUAUGAUAUGGAGUUUGUUACCCAAUAAAGACAAGCUAUAUUUUUGUGGCUUGGCAUGAAGCAAACAUUUAAAA
This is a messenger RNA of Salvelinus sp. IW2-2015, 1004 nucleotides long. RefSeq names its product flavin reductase (NADPH). Lineage: Eukaryota; Metazoa; Chordata; Actinopteri; Salmoniformes; Salmonidae. The record is from RefSeq and is a predicted model, not a curated record.